AUGAGCGAAGAUUCAAGUCAAGUUAUUAAAAAAUGGAUUCAUGCUGUAACACAAAAAAAAUUGGAUGGCAUAAAUGAAGAAAUAAAUGAUUAUAUAAUUGAUUAUACACUGGAAAAUCAUAAAAAACUAUUAUUAAAUUUACUAGUUAAUAUCUGUCAAAUAAGUGGAAAUAUAAACAACGAUGAAAGCCAUAAGUACCUACAAAUAUAUAACUUGACAAAAUCAAUUUGUUCUAAAUUAACAAUAAUCCAUAACACUGAUAAAUAUUUUUCUUCAAUAUAUUAUAUUGUUAAGAAAUUAUUAGAAAGAAAAUUAUUUAAUGAAGCCAAAGUAUUGUCAAGAAAAUUCAUAUCAGAAGGUACGUAUUUUCAUGCACAAUCACCGGAACCAUCAUCAGCAUACGUACAGUUUGAUUCCAUAUGGAAAAAGGAAUUAAAAAGCUAUUUGUUAUCAUUGUCAGAGAGACAAAUUGAAGAUGAUAUUGAUGAGCUAAUAUCAUACAUUUCCCUGCAAAUAAAUUAUAAAAGUUUGAUGAAUUUUGAUAGCUCAAAUUAUUUGCUAAGUGAUGUAAAUGAAUACAUACGUUUAUUGAGUGAUAAACAAUUGAAUAAAAAAUUUAUAGAUAGUAUAAAAAAAAAACUAAUUAUUGAUGAAUUAAAAAAGUAUAAAUUAACACUUGGAGUUAAGUAUAAAUAUCAUACAUUUGAUUUAAUACUUCACAUGAUACAUAAAGUAUUAUUUCCAAUUUGUCAUGAUGAGUUACCAUCAUCAUCAUUGAUUGACAAAUUAUUUGAUAACUUUGAAGCUUGUAUUAUAAUUGACAAUAGCUUAUAUGAACUUUAUAAAUUAUUUCGUUCAAUAUGUGAAAUAUUUAUCAAAAAAAUUGAUGAAUUAACAGAAAAUAUGAUAAUGAGCUUUAAAAAAAAUAAUCAAACUGAUUUAGCUGAUAAUACACUUAAAGUAUUAACAUCAAAUAUUAAUUACAUGAUGGCUGAUAUGGUGUCAUAUUGGUCACGUUAUCGUACAAUAUUAAUGUCAUCAAAUAUUUAUUUAUCAAUAUCAAAAUUUGAAUUACAAUUAUCAGAUAUAAAUAAAAUGAUAAAAAUAAAUCAUUGUACCUGUAAAAAGGAUGCUUGUCGUGUUGAAAAAAAUAUUGAAUGUAGUAUUAAAGAAUCAUCAAGAAUGUUGGUAAUGUUAAUGCAUUUAUGGUCACAUGAAAAUAUGAAAAAUAUAACUCGUGAAAUGGUUGAUAUAUGUUAUUUAAUGGCAAAUAAUUCAAUUGAAUUAAUUAAAUAUUUACAAGAUAUGAAUUGCCAAAAUUGGAUUGUACUAUGGAAAAAUUGUGGCUUGGGUAUUUAUAAUUUUUCAACGUAUUUAGAAAAAAGUUACUAUGAUGAUUGCUGUAAUUUUUAUUCUUUACUAUGUACAUCAUUAAUUAAAUUCAAUGCAUUAACACGUGAUUUAUCAUUUUUUACAAUUAUCAAUGAGCUACCAUUGUCAUUGAUUAUUGAUCGUUUAACACGUGCACAUUAUAAGAAUGAAAAAUAUCGUGAAGCCAUGAUUACAUCAGCAGUCAAUAUAUUUUUGUAUCAUGAUGAUAUUAAUUUCCAAGGCUAUCGUAUAUGGCUUAAUAUAAAAUAUAAAUAUGCAAAUGUUAAAAAUACAUCUGUCAUUGAUUGUCUUAAAACAUAUAAAUCAAGUAUUGAAGAAUUCAUUGAUUUACCAAUAACACUUGAUGAAGAAAAAAUUAAUAGUAUUAAUUAUUAUGAAAUUAAAAUACUGCAAGAUGGUAUUAUUAAUUUUUCACCAUUAAUUAUUAAAAUACUUGAUGAUAUGGAGACAAUUGAUCAAUUUAAAUAUGUCAAUUGUGUUAAUUAUCUUGGUGGACAUUUAAUGAAAUUUCCAAAUCUUCAAAGUAUUAAAAUUUACUCAACAAAAUAUGAUGAUGAAAAUGGUGGUAAUGAUAAUAGUACUGAUGCUAUAUUAAAUAAUCUUGAUAUUGAUACAUCAAGUACAUUAUUUGACAAGUUAAAAAAAAUAUGGAAAUAUUGGUAUGAUUACUUUCAUGAUAGUGAAAAUGAUAUAUCAAAAGUUGAUAAAACAAUAUUAAAUAUAACAUUAAAAAACAUAAUAACAGCUGGUGAAUUUUGUCGUUUUCAUCAUUAUCAAAAUUUAGAAAUUGAUUUUUGGAAAUUAGCAUAUAAUUUAGCAACAAAAUUAAACAACAAUAUUGAUAUUAUUUAUAUUGUUGGUAGAAGUAUAUCAUCAAAUAAUAUUCAAACAAAAUGGAUAGACAAGUGUGAAAAUAUAAUAAAAAUUAAUUAUAAUAGCUUAAAUAGUAUUAUUGAGUGUAAUGCUAUUGAAACAAUUGCAAUAUUUAAAUUGAGUUUAGCUGAGUAUUAUUAUAAAACAGAACGUUAUAAUAUUGCUGAUAAAUUAUUUAAUGAAGCAGCUGAAUUACCAGGUGUUGAUUUUAAUAAAUAUCUUGGUGUUUAUUUGUAUAGUUUAGAUAUAUCAAUGUCAUAUCGUUUAUUUGAUAUUGAAAAAAAUAAUGAUACACAAAAUAAUUAUCUACGUUUAAUUAUUAAAAGUAUUUAUGCUGGUGCAACAAUAUGGAUUGAUAAUUUCGAUAACAAAAAUUGGACACGUAGACAAUUGUAUUUUGAAUUUGAUUGUUUAUUCACGUAUCUAUCACAUGUUACAAUGAGAAUGUUAAAUUUAACAACUGAAUAUGAAAUUAAAACAAAUUUAGUAUUACGAUUAUCAACACCACAAAAAUUAGCAACGUCAUUACGUACUGUUGAACUAAUUAAAAAUUUAUGUUUCAUUGAUUUGGAAGUUGAAAAUAUUGAUGAUUGCCAAAUCAAAUUACAACUGAUUGAACGUAUAUUGAAAAUUGAAAAUUUUCAUGAUAAUAUUAGCAGCAAUAAUAACAACAAUUAUAAUAAUUAUUGGUAUGAUGAAAAAAUUAAUAAUAAUUGUAAAAAUAAUUAUUUUAUUGAGCCAUCACGUGAUUUACCAAAAAAUGAUACAUCACCAAUUUUGAGAAAAAAAUUAUUUACACUACCAGAAUUUAUAAAACAUGAUAAGCAUUGUCAAUGUUUUAAAUGUACAAAUGUGUAUUAUAAAUUUUUAGUAUUUUCAACGACUUAUAUUCAUGCAAAAUUAUAUGCACUACAAAAUGAAUAUAAUUAUUCGUUAAUAUUUUAUACUGGUGGUUUAAAUUUGAUUCGUAAGUUAAUAGAUUUUACAAACAAAAAUACAAGCUAUGAAUAUUUCAAUGUAAUUGAAGUUGUAUAUUUUUUAUUGGAUUAUUCAAAGUUACUUGAAAAAAUUAAUCCGGGUAAUGAUAACUCGUAUGACAUUGCUCGACAAGGAUAUUUACUUUGUGAGAAAUAUAAAUUUCAAUGUCAUCCAGUUUGGAUUGCUAUUAAUAAUUGGCUGUAUGAAUUAAAAUAUGUUAAAGUAUUAUCAUUGAAUGAUGAUAAUAGCAUGAUAAAUAUUGUUGAUAUUGAAAGUUCGAAAUUAACACUUGAUGUUGUUGAUGAAACUAAUGAUAAAGAAUAUUAUAUGACACCACAAAAAAAUAUUGGUAAUUUAUUAGCAGCUGGAAGAACAAUUAAUUUACGUGGUAAAAGACCAGUUCCAAUAUUGACAUUGUCUAAAGUUAAUUCAAUUGAAAUAUCAUCUGAUGAUGAUGAUGAUAUUAUUGAUAAAAUAGAUAAUCUUAAAUUGGAAAAGAAAAAAAUUAAUAGACCAAUACGUAGAAAAUUUUCCGAAUCCGAAUUUAUUGAUGAUAAAAUUUCGAAAGAAAAAAAUACAGUUACCAAGUCAAUAAAUAAAAAUAAAAAAACAAGUAAUAUUCAAACAAAUAAAAUAUUCAAUGAUGAUAGUAGUGAAAAUGAUUUCGAUUUUCCAAUAAAUGAACAAUUGGAAAAAGAAAAAAAUAAAAUUAUUCCACCAUUACCAUCAAGAGUUUUAAAGUCAAAUACAUUACAAGUUUUAUCAUCAUCAUCGUCAUCAAGUACAUCAGAUAAAGUACAAAAUAUAUCAUCAAAUUAUGAUACAUCACUUGAAGGUUUAAUUGAUGAAGCAACGGGUAUUUUAAUAAAAAUUAAAUUCCCUGAUGAUGAUUCGAAAGAAUUAGUUAGUAAUAAAUUAAUUAAUUUACGUGCUAGAGAUUCAACAAAGAAACCAGCUAAACUUCGACAUGUUGAGGCAUUACUAAUGAUUUUGCAAAAUGAUAUAAAUAAUGUAACAAAUAAUAAUCGUAGUUCAAGAAAAAGUAAAGCUCCUGAAGUUGAAUCAUUGAUUCAUAAAUUAAAAGAAAUUAUUGAAAAUAGUAAAUCAAUUGGAUCCAGCAUUGUUACUGAAAAGCCAACACAAUUAAAUGACAAAAUUGAAUCAAUUACAGUUAGAAGAGAUAAAAAAACAAGUGAAUCAUCAGUCAGCAUUGAAUCACUUACAGAUAAUAUUGAAAAAAUGUCAAUUAAAUCAAAUAAAAAUUCAAAAAUAUUAGCUGAUUCACGUGAGUCUGUUGGUACCAUGGCUAGUGAUGAUGAAGUUGUUGAAUCUUCUAUCAUUGAACCAAGACGUUCAAGAAGGCUUUUAAAAAAAUCAAAUAAAUAAUAUAUAUAUACAAUAAAGUUCCACUUGAUAAUAUUAAUAAA
Messenger RNA from Aphidius gifuensis, 4670 nucleotides. RefSeq lists its product as uncharacterized. The record is from RefSeq and is a predicted model, not a curated record. Bases 1 to 4629 code for a protein of 1542 amino acids. NCBI's taxonomy places the organism in Eukaryota, Metazoa, Arthropoda, Insecta, Hymenoptera, Braconidae. The transcript is spliced from 4 exons.